Messenger RNA from Silurus meridionalis, 4790 nucleotides. It is a transcript of the gene sema4f, whose product is annotated as sema domain, immunoglobulin domain (Ig), transmembrane domain (TM) and short cytoplasmic domain, (semaphorin) 4F. The coding region runs from base 771 to 3209 and encodes 812 amino acids. Gene Ontology annotation, biological process: neural crest cell migration; semaphorin-plexin signaling pathway; negative chemotaxis. Gene Ontology annotation, molecular function: chemorepellent activity; semaphorin receptor binding. The transcript is spliced from 15 exons. The record is from RefSeq and is a predicted model, not a curated record. Lineage: Eukaryota; Metazoa; Chordata; Actinopteri; Siluriformes; Siluridae.
AUUGGAGGUGUAGUAAUUCUGGGUCACGUGGUGUGCGCUUACCUGUCGGUGAUUAGUGGGUGAUGGGAGUGGGCGGGGCUCUGAUGGAGCCCGUGAGCGGGAUACAGUAGUUAGAGACUCGUCACUGGGAUCUCGGGACUAAUAAGCGCUGUGUUUUUCUACCUCUUUUACGCUUCCAGGCUUUUUUUUUUCUUUUUUUCCACUCAGCUGUUUGUUCCUAGGAUCUGACAGCGAGCUCUGGAUGCGCUCUGUACUCUUUCCUGGUUCCGGUGUGAAGCUGCAGGAGGUUUAUUACGGGACCGUAUUGAAUUUGUCUGCACUUCCAAGUGAACGGACGGAGGACCUGACCGGACACACCGAGAAGCACAAAUGUGAUCUUACUGGACCUCAUCAUCAUUUCUAACGAUAUUAACAACUUUGGUUAUUUUAUUAGAUAUUUAGUUUCCCCUCUGGAGGAAAUGCAACCAUUUAAAUCGCUUUGAACGCGGAGCUGAAACACUUUUUUUCCCACGGCGUUGGAAACCAGACACGGAAACGCCACCGGGAGUGUGGGGUUAAAAAAAGAAGAAGAAAAAAAGCACUAUAAUGAUGCUUAUUUAAUUGAUAAUAAACAAAUUGCUUAUAGUAUUUAUUUUUUUUGUGCAACUUGUUUCUAAUUCCAAAGAAAAGGCGAAACAUUGAUAUUAGAAGCGGUACAAUGAGCUGCAGCUGAGACUCUGCGCUUCUCCACACUGUGCUCCUGAACUUCAGAAGCUCCUGAUCUGCGGAACAUGAAGCUGGACACCUGUCUUCUCGCUGCACUUGUGGCGCUGGUGUUACCUCUCUGCUCCUGGACUGCAGCUCUCAGCAGCCAUGAAGACAACAUGGUAUUGAGUUCGACGGUGACCAGUGGCCACUGGAAAUUCAACGACGUGACUAACAUCAGCACUUUUCUAUUGGACCCAGAUACUGGGAUGCUCUACCUGGGGGCACGAGAUGCGAUCAUUGCUGUGGACACUGCCAAAACAUUAAUGUAUCGCAAGAUUAUGUGGAAUGUUACAGAAGAGAAGAGCAGCUCAUGUGUGACGAAAGGAAAGACAGAGGCUGACUGCAAUAAUUACAUCCGUCUGCUGGAGUUCCUAGGUGAUGGCCGCAUUUAUGCCUGUGGCACAUAUGCCUUCGACCCCCAGUGUGCCUUUGUGAAUAUCUCAAAUUUUACGCUGGAAAAAUUUGAGGACGGCACGGAUAAGAUGGAGAUUGGAAAAGGGAAAUGCCCCUUUGAGCCCAGUCAGCACUAUACUGCGGUCAUGGCAGGGGGGAUUCUGUACACUGCAACGACAAGUAACUUCCUGGGGACUCUUUUUGACAUCUCCAGAGCAACAGGCGUUGAGCAAGAGCGCAUCCGGACCGAACGGUCCAUCAACUGGCUCAGCGAUCCCGAGUUUGUCAGCUCAGCCUUUAUCCAAGAGGAUCAAAACAACAACCCAACAGGCGAAGAUGACAAGAUCUACUUCUUCUUUACUGAAGUGGCCAAAGAAUAUGACUUCUACACCAAGGUCAAAGUGCCCAGAGUGGCUCGAGUGUGUAAGUCUGACAUCGGCGGCAUGAAGACCUUACAGAGGCGCUGGACAACGUUCCUUAAGGCUCAGUUGGUGUGUGAGGAUCGAGGGAGUGGUCAGCGCUUUAACAUUCUGACUGAUGUCUUUACCAAACAGCACGAGCCAGGAGACCCCAGCAGCACACACUUCUAUGGUAUCUUCACCUCGCAGUGGGAGAGGGAGGAAAUGUCUGCAGUGUGUGUGUACAGUCUAAAGGACAUCACUAAGGUGAUGGAUGGACCCUUUAAAGAGCUUAAGAGGACUUGCGAGAACUGGAUGAACCCAGAACCAGUGCCUACACCCAGGCCGGGCCAGUGUCUGAACAACGCUCUGAAAGCACAGGGUUUCGAUUCGUCUCUGAAGUUGCCUGAUAAAGUGCUGACAUUCAUGCGAGACCACCCUCUCAUGGAGAACAGUGUGGUGGCAGCACCUCUACUGGUCAGGAACGGAGUUACAUACACCAAAGUGGCUGUAACUCUGACCCCUCUCUCCAACAGCAAGCAUAAUGCUACAGUUCUGCAUCUUGGGACAGAUCACGGAGAGCUUCACAGAAUUGCAGUAGUCGGGCCGAAUGCAACUCUACUUCAAGAAAUCCCUCUUUUUCCAGCAUCAGAGUCCAUCAACAAUAUCCUUCUAUACAAGGAUGACGCUCUGGUCGGUUCUCCAAACUCUCUGGUGAAGUUGCCUGCAAAAGGCUGCUCUCUCUACAAUUCCUGUGAAAUGUGUGCACGUGCACAUUCCCUCGGCUGUGUGUGGAGCAUAAACAAGGCUGCCUGUAGCCUGGCUGCCACAGAAUCUGGGGAAGUGCUGAAAUCUGAUGUUUUGAUCAGUCGGUGUGGAAGUAGUACAGAACGUUGCUCUCCUGAGAUAAAAGACUUGCCUGUAUCAGAGGGGCUGCAUGUGUUGCUGCCCUGUGUUCAGGUCUCUCCUCGUCCCUGUCACUGGAAACACCCACCCCAAAGACACACUCGACGCCAUCUUUCUGACCUGGAGGUACGGGUCACUUCUGAAAGCAAUGGCACCUACAUGUGCUUCUGUGAGGAAGCCGGGCGGGAGCAGCCAGCCUGUCCCAGGGCUGCAUUCAGACUUCUGCUGCAGGAGCCGAGAGCCAGUUUGAGCGCCUUGCAAUCAUCCAGCCGUCAGUUUGUGGCCAGCUACAUACUGUCUUUCCUCGUUGGUGUUGCAGUUUGCGUCUUUGUCGUGUGUCUUAUUUGCCGGCAUCACAAGAGAGGAGGAGGUGGUCAUUCAUCAUCAACCUCAGAAAAGGGGCGGGACCUGUUGCCCUCUUCAGAUACGCCGCAGUCACCCAGCAGCUCCAGUCUGUUCUCUGAGGCAGUACCCUUUGCAGAGAAGAGAAACGGGACAUUAAAUGGCCAUGGAGGUCAUAUUUCUGAGAGGAAAUGUGGUUAUAUUUAUACUAAUUCAAGUGGACUUAAGCUACAAGAUACAUCACUCCACCUGGUGGAUGAAUUCCCUGGUCGAGAGAGGGCAGGGCUUGAAGGAGAAGAGGAGGGACUAGGGGACGGACUUAGUGAAAUAGGGGAAGGACUAUCAGGACUGGAGGAAGAACUUGCUAAGCUACAUGUGCUCAGAGGAGCACCAUUAGCACAGUGUGAAGAGAGCUCCAUUUGAGGACACAUUGCAGAACUGUACACAUAAAACACAUGUACAUCCUUGACACUACCUAUGAGUUUGUGUGGUAGCUUGUAGCAAAUCUGGGAAUGCAACAAUUUAAAUGAAGUACAUGAAGUCAUUUGGCCUGCAAACAUGCAUACACACUUAUUUAGAAGCUCUAAGAUCUUAGGGUUAGAUCUAGCACAGUGUGUGUUCACAAGUGUGUGUUACUGGCCAAAGGAAUAGAAUCAAGCUUUUGUAAUUGCUUUACCCACUGUCCUCAGCCUAAUCACACACUCCAUGUACUCAUUGUGGCAUGUGUGCAUGUUUAACCUCUAUCUGGGCUGUUCUUAGCCCAUGACUGAAAAAUCCAAAUCCGUCUUGGACUCUCAUGAAGCGAGAAGUCGGACCAAACCGUAUUUGAGUUUGAAGCACCAAAAGAUCCAUCAGCUUUAAGUUUCCCUAAAGUUUUCGCACUCUCAUUGUUCACUAGUAACUUAUUACAGUAGGUCUGCAAAGGUGUUCAGUGGUGGGAUGGAAAGAUAAACCACGUCUGCCCACUGCACAGGAACACUAAGAGGUGCAGCAAGACCAAUGUGCUGAAAGCAGCGGUGGUAUGCAUAUGGUCAUAUAAGAGCUACAGGUGAAAUCUUAACAGCCCAUCAAUAAAGAUUUAAGUAUAUGUCUUAAUUUAACCUUAUAAAUAAACCAGAACACUUCUGAAUACAUUCAGUGAAAAAAAUAAACAUCUUACUGCAGUAUGUAUUAGUUUCCGUAUAGAAAUCGUAUUCUAAGCUGAAACUAUAAUCACCAAAGUAAAGCAGGGAAAUGUGUGUUGAAAAUGAAAAGGUUAUGGACAUAUUACGAAAUUAAAGCCACACUUUUCACUUGACAGGUUUGUUGAAUAGUCAUAACAAUGUCUAUAACAAAUAUUGUACAUUUUUGUGAAUAUUUCAUUAAUAUUUCAUUGUUUAUUUUGUUGUGACAUAUUUAAUCCUUUCCACCAUUGUAACAGUCUAAAUUAUUGUCUGUUCAGUGUGUCACUGCCAUCUGUCUUCCUGUGAUCCCUCUGUUUAGUUGUUUUGGUUUUUGGCGUCGGUAACGUGUCCGUUUUGUGUGAUGGAAAUGUAACACUCAGGAUUCUACGUUCAGCCUUUUGAUCUUUAACAUGUAGUCUAUUGUCAGCACAUGGUAGCAUGAUAAUCAUAGGUACAUAUUUAUCUCUAUAAGAAAAGAAUGAUUUCCAUACAAUACUUUACACUGUCUAAAAAAAUUCAUGAAUGAUUAUAGAUUGACCUGUUAUUCCUGAGUGUUAUAUUUCCUGUUUUUUUUUUUUUUCUUUUUUCUCAAAUGUAUAAUAUAAUUUUAAUUAAUGUACAGAUGUUAUAUUCUAAGGUUUUAUUUUUAUAAUUUAUAUAAUAAAAAUAAAUGUACAUUUGUUUUAAACAGAGAUGUUUGUGUGAGCAUGACUGUAUGAAAGAAUUGUUUUUUUGUUUUUUUUAUAAAUAAAAUAACCCUGACUGAGACAGCUUUUACUUUAUUAAAUAUACCGGCCCACCCGGCACCAACAACCAGGUCCAGGUCUCAGAUGUUUGAUGG